Molecule: messenger RNA, 3027 nt
Organism: Megalobrama amblycephala (Wuchang bream)
Lineage: Eukaryota; Metazoa; Chordata; Actinopteri; Cypriniformes; Xenocyprididae
Gene: serac1
Product: serine active site containing 1
Exons: 17
Coding region: 311-2323 (670 amino acids)
Molecular function (GO): protein binding
Source: RefSeq, a predicted model, not a curated record
UCAAAGUUUUUCAGGGAGCUACAGCUCUAGGCGUGAAUACACUGAACAAUAGAAGUGAGCAUUACGGUACGACAUUAUCGACGCGUGACUCUGACAUUCGCGGUACUUACGGUAAUGACGCUCUACGCUGCAGACUGAAAACAGUUCCUGUUUACAUUUGCUGUCAAACGUGAUUUUUAUGCCUUGUUUAUUGGAAGGAACUUCAGUUUAAUAGCAUUUAGGUUAUAAUCGACGUGAGAAGAUUGAUUUAGAUCGCCAUCAAUCAUAUACAGCUGGCAUAUAUGUCUCACCGGCCCUCUGGCCAAGAUUGAUGUGUGCAAUCGUCGGAUAUCUGCGAGGGAAGCCAAUGUCUGUGUCCGCCCUGCGAAUGAUCCGCGUCCGGAGGCUGAGCACCACCGGACCUGCUGUGAAGAGAGCACUGCCAUGGAGAGAUCUUAGAAAAAUAGCAAAAGUGACCGGAGCAAUAGUAUUGGGAGGCUGUGUUUUCAUCACAUAUGAGGUGGUUACUCUCAACAAGGCCGUCACUAUCGACACCAGUGCAAUACUACAGGAGAAGCACAAGUCCUACAUCUACCUGACUCACGCCACUAAUAGGGAACAGGAGAGUCUUGCUUCUGGCCUCACUAUCAAGACCAGGAAGGAGCUUCAUAAGGCAGCUAGAAAGUUUCUUGAAAUUACAUCAAGAGUUCUGCGUCGCCCACUGGACGAGCGUCUCAGUCAUCUAGACGCAGAUCCUCAUGAAUGUGCUCUAUGGGUGCUGCUGAAGAGAACCUGCUCUGCCGACCGGGCCGUGAGAGAGCAAGCUGUGCAGGAACUGGCCCAGAAUCACCACUGGCAGGAUUAUCAAUACCAGACUGCAGCACAGGUGGUAGAUCAGCGCACAUCUGUGGCUCUCGCCCGCAUACCUAACGUGGACCUGCGCUUCUUUCUCCCUCCUCCUUUACUGCCACACACUGAUGAUGAUAUAUCAAUAGAAGAUGGACUUAGGCAGUUACUGGCAUCUCUGCCCCAGUCGGAGGUGGAUCAGUGUGUGCAAUACUUCACUUCCCUGGCACUUAGAGAGAGCAGCCAAUCGCUAGCCUCUCAACGGGGAGGGCUGUGGUGUUUUGGAGGAAAUGGGUUGCCCUACGCCCAAAGUCUCACUUCUACCCCCUCUGAGAAGGUGGAGACGUUCUGCCUGCAGGCCCUGGUGCAGCACUCAAAGGUCUGGAGUCAUUGUGACCACAUUGUUGCUAAUGGAGGACUGCAGCUCUUACAAAGAGUCUACCAGCUUCGUAGAGACUCUCCAAAAAUUCAACGCAACAUUGUGCGAAUUAUUGGAAAUCUCGCCCUGAAUGAGAGUGCGCACACAGCUAUAGUGCAGUCAGGUUGGGUGUCUGUCCUAGCUAAGAUGAUCCAGUCACCACACAUCAUGCAGGCAUCUUAUGCUGCCCGUGCUUUAGCCAAUUUGGACAGAGAUGCAGUUAGGGAGAAGUACCAGGAUGGUGUUUACAUUUUGCACCCACAAUGCCGCACAAACCAGCCAAUCAAAGCUGAUGUUCUCUUCGUGCACGGCCUCUUGGGAGCAGCUUUUAAAACAUGGCGUCAAAAGGACCUUGACGUGACAGAUGAUGACAAGGUGGAAGGGGUCCGAGAGGACUACACUGAAUGCUGGCCCAAGUCAUGGUUGGCUGCAGACUGUCCAAACCUCAGAAUCCUGUCUGUCGAGUAUGAUACCCAUUUAAGUGACUGGAAGGCUAAGUGUCCUGCUGAAAACCAAAGAAAGUCCUUGGCCUACAGGAGUCAGGAACUGCUGAGGAAGUUGAAGGAUGCAGGUGUAGGGGACAGGCCUGUGAUCUGGGUAGCCCACAGUAUGGGAGGUUUACUUGUGAAAAAGAUCCUCUUAGAUGCCUCAAAAGAUCCUGAUCUCAGUGCACUGAUCAAGAACACGAAGGGAAUUCUGUUCUACAGUGUUCCUCAUCACGGCACAUUCAUGGCUGAGUAUUCCGUAAAUGUCCGAUACCUCCUGUUUCCUUCCAUUGAAGUGAAAGAACUAUGUAGAGACUCUCCAGCUUUACGGGACUUGCAUGAAAAUUUUCUCAGCAUUGCAAAGGAUCGAGAGUUCAAGGUCCUUAGCUUUGCAGAAACACUGCCAAGUUCCAUUGGGCCAAUGCUCAAAAUAUUGGUAGUUCCACCCCAGUCGGCAGAUCUGGGUAUUGGGGAGCUCAUCCAGGUAGACGUUGAUCACCUCAACAUCUGCAAGCCAGAAAAAAAGGACUCGUUUCUCUAUAAACGUACUUUACAAUUUAUUCAGGAUGCUCUUGGAGGACAGAGAAUUAAGUGAACUCCACAAUCCAAAACUAAUCUCUUGUCAUGUCAUUGCCGUUGUCAUUGCCAAUUUAAAAUAUAUAUAUAUAUAGUGUUACUGUACAUUUGACAGAAUGGAAGUUCUAAAAGUGCAACUGGAACUUUUUUUUUCAUGAUCCAUCAACUAUUUCCUGUCCCUUCAUUUGUGAAAUGGAAACACCACUGACCUUUCACUUUUAUUUUUUUCUUUACAUUUUCCAAUAUGAAUAUGCUUUGUCAAAACAUCUGGUUUUACCUUUUGACGUGUUUUACCCACUUCACCAUUGCCUUGUACUGUAUUUCACUUCAGUUAUUUUAAAUGAGAACUUUUCAGCAUUUAUUUGAACUGGAAGCUAUGACAAAAAAUAAUGAGGAUCAAGUUUAUUAUGUUUACUAUGACACAUUUUAAAUGUCACUUAUAGAAAGUCCAGUUUAUUUAUUAUUUUUGGAUGAAAAAUAAAUAUUUAGUAACAGACUAAAAACUAGCCUUAUUUUCUUAACUCACCAGCCUUCUUUGUAUCCCUACCUCAGACACAGGUUGGUAGUGAUGUUGGCUGUGAUUUGACAAUAUUUUUUGUACUGAUGGAUUAAUUGUAGUACUUGCAUAGGACCAUACUACAUUUAUUCUGAUGGUGACUACUGUAUGUCAAAUAAUAACUGUCAAAUCUUUAUUACAUUGUUGAAUAAAGCACUUAAAUCGUA